GUCAGCACUCAAACGAGCGCCCAGCAGGGCUAAAGCCAUGUCACCCAUGUCUGCCCGGCUCUUCGCUCUGCCCAGGCACCUCCGUGAUGACCGUGAGCGCCACGGACGCGGACGACGCGGUGAACACCGACAACGGCAUCGUCAGCUACUCCAUCGUCAGCCAGCAGCCGCCCAGCCCGCACCCCCAGAUGUUCACCAUCGACCCGGCCAAGGGCAUCAUCAGCGUGCUGGGCACGGGGCUGGACCGGGAGACCACUCCCAACUACACGCUGAUUGUCCAGGCCACGGACCAGGAGGGCAAGGGCCUGUCCAACACCGCCACGGCCGUCAUUGAGGUCACAGAUGCCAACACCCCCAGCACCGAUGACAUCCUGAAGACCAACAAGGCUCCAGACAAACCCGAGAUGCUGAGCGGUUCCCUGACCACCCACGUGCUGAACACGGCCACAGGGCUGCCUGCUGCCGGCCUCGCUCUGUGCCUGGCACAGCUGGCAGAGCCAGGGGGACAGUGGACAGAGCUGGCACAGAGGUGGACAGAUACAGAUGGACGCUGUUUGCCCCUCCUGCCCCCUGGACAGGCUGAGGCUGGCACCUAUAAACUGCGCUUCGAGACGGCAGCUUACUGGCAGAGCCUGGGGUACAGCAGCUUCUACCCCUUUGUGGAGGUUGUCUUCACCAUCACUGACCCAGCCCAGAAGCUGCACGUCCCACUGCUGAUCAGCCCCUACUCCUACACAACGUACAGGGGCAGUUAGGGCAAGGCUCCAGUGCCCCAGGGGAACCACUUGACUGAUACCAUUAAAGGACUCAAACAGCA
Centrocercus urophasianus (Greater sage-grouse) is the source of this 817-nucleotide messenger RNA. Its product is annotated as 5-hydroxyisourate hydrolase-like. The transcript is spliced from 5 exons. Gene Ontology annotation, biological process: purine nucleobase metabolic process; homophilic cell-cell adhesion. Bases 87 to 755 code for a protein of 222 amino acids. NCBI's taxonomy places the organism in Eukaryota, Metazoa, Chordata, Aves, Galliformes, Phasianidae. Gene Ontology annotation, molecular function: calcium ion binding; hydroxyisourate hydrolase activity. Gene Ontology annotation, cellular component: membrane. The record is from RefSeq and is a predicted model, not a curated record.